This is a messenger RNA of Paramecium octaurelia, 1255 nucleotides long. The record is from the annotation of a GenBank genome assembly. Lineage: Eukaryota; Ciliophora; Oligohymenophorea; Peniculida; Parameciidae.
AUGAAUAGUAAAUAUCCUAAUUCGGGGUGCACAUUGAAAGAAGAUGCUCAAUCUGAUGGGUUGUAUAAUAAAUCCAAAUAGAGCACUGAUUUUAAUGGGAAUUUGGAGUUCUCAAAAAAUAAGAGCAAUUCUGCAGCCUCUUCCUUAAAUGGAAUGUCAGAACACGUUAACGAAGUUACGCCGCCGUUUAAUAACAAUGCGGAUUUAAAAGGAUUUUAACCAGCGGAUACAGAAUUAUUUCCAUUUGAACCUAAAUCAGAGAAAAACAAGUAUGAUCAAAUAUUGAUAGUCUAAGUUUUCGCUUUUUGUAUGAAUUCUGGCCUUCAUUCAAUUAGAUCUUUUGUUAAGGGCGCUUGAUGACAGGCCCAAAAGGAGAUAGGUAUCACAAUGCGUUUACUUGGAUUAUGAUUAUUGGCAUAAGCACUUGUUUUUUUAUAAUUGCUGCUCCAUACGUUUGGUAGAAAUUGCAUUGGCUUUAUGUUUUAAUUGUUAUUUAUUUAUUCUUAAGUACAAUACUAUUUUUAGUGUUAACCUAAGUAAUAAUAUAAAAGUAGUUUUAAAUAGUUUUCAGAUCCAGGGAUCAUACCGAGAAAAUCUAUUUUAGAAUUAUCUGAUUAGAACACUCACUUCAUAAGUAAGGAGGAGGUUAAAAUCGAAGGAACUGGUGGGUGUCCAGAUAAAAGGAAGAAGAAAUAUUAGAAUUAAGAAUCGAGAGUUUGUCCAACUUGUUAAAUUGUGAAGCCCUUGAGAUGUUCCCAUUGCAAGGAUUGCGGAAACUGUGUACAAGUGUUGGAUCAUCAUUGUCCCUUUGUAAAUAAUUGUAUAGGGCAAAGAAAUUACAGAUUUUUUAUAGCUUUUCUGAUUUCGCUGCUCCUAUUGGCUUUGGGAGAAUUGGGAGGCUUCUUGAUCUUAUUCAUUGGAAACUUCGGAGAGGGGAUCUCAGGGAAGGAUGGGAUAUGUAAUAAUAUUAUAAAUAUUUUGAAAAGUGAUAGAAAAUCAAACAAUUUUAGUUAUAGUUUUAUUUGCUUUGGGGAUUCCCACAAUCCUAUUGACUUUAUGCAUUUUGGUGUUUGUUUGCUUUCACAUUUGUUUGGCUUACAGUGGAAAAACAACGAAGGAGCAACUUUAAAAAAAGAAGAUUUCAGAGAGAGGUAUUAUACCGUCGACAACUUGGUGUGAUAAGGCGAAGACCUUGUUUAGCCUUAGAUAAAAAAUUCAUAUUUCUAAAAUAAAAAAAUUCUAGAUUUUUGCAUGA